Messenger RNA from Phalacrocorax carbo (great cormorant), 2015 nucleotides. NCBI's taxonomy places the organism in Eukaryota, Metazoa, Chordata, Aves, Suliformes, Phalacrocoracidae. The record is from RefSeq and is a predicted model, not a curated record.
CCGCUGCCGCUCCGCCGGUACCGGGGGGGCGUGGUUUGGGGAAGGGGGCGUGGCGUUGACCCGGGAGGGGCGUGGCUUAGCGCAGAGCGGCGCCGAUGGCGGAGCGGCGCGUGUCGCGCUGGUACUUCGGCGGCCUCGCGUCGUGCGGCGCAGCCUGCUGCACCCACCCGCUCGACCUGCUCAAGGUCCACCUCCAGACACAGCAGGAGGUGAAGAUGCGGAUGAUGGGGAUGGCGAUGCGUGUGAUCCGCAACGAUGGCUUCCUGGCUCUCUACAACGGACUCAGUGCCUCACUGUGCCGGCAGAUGACAUAUUCCUUGACUCGCUUUGCCAUCUACGAGACUGCGAGGGACCGCUUGGGCCAGGGCAGCCAGGGGCCUCCCCCCUUCUACCAGAAAGUGCUGCUGGGUGCAGUGGGAGGUUUCACCGGCGGAUUUGUGGGGACCCCGGCGGACAUGGUGAACGUCAGGAUGCAGAACGACAUGAAGCAGCCACCUGCCCUGCGGCGCAACUAUUCCCAUGCCCUGGACGGCAUGUACCGUGUCCUCCGGGAAGAGGGCUUGAAGAAACUCUUCUCGGGAGCUACGAUGGCAUCUAGCCGAGGGGCCCUAGUCACCGUUGGGCAGCUCUCCUGUUAUGACCAGGCCAAGCAGCUGGUUCUCGCGACUGGGUUGCUGUCAGACAACAUCUUCACUCACUUCCUGGCCAGCUUCAUCGCUGGCGGAUGCGCCACAUUCCUCUGCCAGCCCCUGGACGUGCUGAAGACCCGCCUCAUGAACUCCCAGGGCGAGUACCGGGGUGUUAGCCACUGUGCCAUGGAAACUGCCAAGCUUGGCCCACUCGCCUUCUACAAGGGCUUCGUUCCUGCUGCCAUCCGGCUCAUUCCUCACACAGUCCUCACCUUUGUCUUCCUGGAACAGCUGCGCAAAUAUUUUGGGAUCAAAGUGAUCACCUGAGUAGGAGGGAUGGGACCCUGCCUUGCCCCAGGGGGGUGACCGUGUGGGUCACCGCUAAGACCGCAGAACCCCUCUCUGCUGUCUGGGGCCAGCACUGUUCCCCCUACCCCUCGUCCCCACUCCCGUGCCUUGCCAGUGCCUGUGGCCGGCCAGUCCCAGACUCGUCUUUCUCACACCCAUUCUCAGCACCUCUGUUACCUCUGGGAUAUUCUUGAGCCUCUUGUCUCCUCUGCACUGUCGGUUUGGGGUUUUUUUUUGCUGUCUUGCCGCUGCCCUACUGGCCACAAGUUCUGCCUUUACCCACCUCAGCUCUGUCCCUUACGGGUCUCUGGGAGCUGGACUGUGCCGUCCUGGGGAGGAUGGGGGAUCAGGCCCUCUGGCUCUGAGCCUGGUGACAGAGCCUAUGGGGCUGGGGGUGCCGGUGACAGCACUGCGGUGGGGCCCGUGCUGGGGACAGCUCCAAGCCACUCCUGCAAGCAGUAAGGGGGAACGUGGGUUUAGCACAGCAAGGCCCUGUCCUCCCUUAGUGCCUCUGGCCCUAUGUGCUCCUCCUCUGGCCCCAGGGCGGCCUGGCAUCCCCGCUCUGCUUCCCAGCCUCCCCAAACACCCCCUGCUUCUGCUUGGCCAAAACUCACCAGCGCCCGAUGGCUGCUGGGCUCUUCAGGGAUUGUGCCUCAUACCAAUGAGAGAAAACGGACCCUGUGGGUGAGGGGCAGCCGCUUGGCCGCCCUGCCGUGCUGUCCAGGCACUGGCUGGAGCCCUUCUCGCCCAGGCUGCUUGAGGACCCGGCGCUCGCUUGCCCUCCACCAGACCCGGCCUCGGGUGGGGGGGUCUCUUUCCAGCACCGCUCUGCCGCCUUACCAAGGCCAGGGCAGACGCCAGCCCCGAGUGUGCCCAGGCUGCCUCACGGCCCACCCCUCACCCUGCACCGCCCCGUGCGCAGGGGCUACAGGCACCAGCCCCUCUGCCGUGUGCACCCCUGUGCAUGGUGGCCCCAAGGGAUCAAAGAACUGGAAUAUCUGUGACCUUAAUAUAUUAAUAAACAGUGGAACAAGCACA